Glycine soja is the source of this 1665-nucleotide messenger RNA. Its product is annotated as RING-H2 finger protein ATL1-like. Gene Ontology annotation, molecular function: transferase activity. The record is from RefSeq and is a predicted model, not a curated record. Bases 266 to 1300 code for a protein of 344 amino acids. Gene Ontology annotation, biological process: protein ubiquitination. NCBI's taxonomy places the organism in Eukaryota, Viridiplantae, Streptophyta, Magnoliopsida, Fabales, Fabaceae. The transcript has a single exon.
CAUUAUAUCAGUCAAACCUGACCCCUCGUGCUCCUCUUGGUGGUGUUCCUUUUCCUUGUGACCAACACAUGUGCCUGUUCCUAGAACUUAGAAAUAAUCCAAAAGCAUUAAUUUUAUGGGCAUUUCACUUUCAUCACGGCUUCUCCAAAUUAAAUAUUUUACAUAUACAUGACACCUUUCUAUCCAAAACAAGAUCGUUACAUUACUAAGAAAAGUAUUAGGAACAAUCAAACUCUUCACAUAUCUCCCGUUCAGAGUUUUCAAAAUGGCACUGAACUACAACCCCUCUUACAAUCUUGUGCAUCAAGCUCCACAUGCUAACACAAUAAUCUAUCACACAACACAACCUGCUUCAGAUUUGCCGAUACUUGCCAUCAUUGUGCCCAGCAUCUUUGUCACUGCUUUCAUACUCAUCACCUACUUAACCCUUGUGACAAAAUGCUGCUCAAACUGGCACCAACUUAACCCUUUGAGAUGGAUUUCAACACUACAAGCCUCACAGCAUGAACAUCAAGACCAUCAAGACCCCUUCAUAGCACUCUCUCUUUCUCCCAUGAUGUGGAACCAUGGACUUGAUGAAUCUGCCAUCAAAGAAAUCCCAACACUUGAAUGCACAAAAGCAGAAGCUGAGAAGAAUAUUCAAAGUGUAUGUGGCUGUGUGGUAUGUUUGACUGAGUUUCAAGAACAUGAUAUGCUAAAAGUUUUGCCAAACUGUAGCCAUGCCUUUCACUUGCAUUGCAUUGAUAUUUGGCUUCAAACCAAUGCUAAUUGCCCUCUUUGCAGAUCAAGCAUUACUUCAGGCAAAAAACACUGUUCAUUGGAUGAUGUCAUAGCUCCAAGUUCUUCCCCUCAGGAUUCUCAAUUGCUAUCUUACAUGGGAAGUGACGAAGAUUUUGUGGUCAUUGAACUUGGGGGACAACAUGUGGCAACACUGCCUCAGAUGAUGCAACGAGAAAGAAGUGACACAAGGGAAAGAAAUCAAAGAAUAGUAGGGUAUAGUAGAAGUCACUCUACAAGGAAGUGUCACCAUGUUUCUAUCAUGGGAGAUGAGUGCAUUGAUGUUAGGAAGAAAGAUGAGCAGUUUUCUAUUCAGCCGAUUCGAAGAUCUUUCUCGAUGGAUUCAGCUAAUGAUAAGCAACUUUACUUGGAUUUUCAAACCAUGAUACAACAGAAUAAUAGGCAUCAAAAUCUGGCUAGUGCCAGUGAAGAUUGUAAUAGCAGAAGUCGAAGAUCAUUCUUUCCAUUUCGAUAUGCUCGGGGAUCGAAAACUCUGGUCGUUCCUCUAGAGAACAAAGUUUAAUGUAAUUAAGAUAAGUUAAUUUUCUUCUUUUUCAUCUUCUUCAAAUUAUUUCUUUCCCUUGUUCUCUCUUGGUUAUGUUGAUGAGAUCUUUGAAUUUGAGUUGUCUCGGUGAAGAGUGACACAUUAAACAAUAGAGGAGAAUGUGUGGUCAAUUUUGCAAUUAUAGAGUGAGUUGACACUCUUGACACUUGGAAUAUUGUUAAUAAAAAUAGAGGCAUGUCAUUGAUUAAAUCACAAAUGAAAGAAAAUGAAUAAGCUUGCACGCAGCUUUUUCUUCAUGUUUAUGAUCUCUUGUUCCAUUCAAUUGGGAAAAGCUAUGAAUUCAAUUGAAGGCAGUGCAAUGAGGGACCUACACAAUGAAAAGG